AUGCCACCUUCAUCAAACCCUUGUUGUGAGGAAGAAGAUGUUGGAGAUUUCAAGUGGGGGAAUAGGAAAGAAAUUGAUGUUGGAAACAAAGAUACAGUGUUCUAUGAAUCCUUUGUUUAUGACGGUGUUGAGUAUUUUCUGUAUGAUUGUUGUUAUUUUUACCAUACUGAUCAUGUUGACACUUCUAUUGGUAAGCUUGUGAAGAUGUUUGAGACAGGUGGGAGAAAGAUGACUGAAGUUGUUUGGUUUUUCCGGCCUUUGGAAAUUCGGAAUUUCUUUGGGAGUCAUCAGCCUCUUUGGAAUGAGUUGUUUUUGGCGUCUGGGAAUGGAAAAGGUGUUUCCAAUUGCAAUUUGUUGGGAUCAAUUAUUGGAAAAUGCAGUGUUGUUUGCACUUCAGAGGAUAAAAGAAAUCCCAAAUCAUCUGUAACAGAGCGAAAGAAAGCAGAUUUCUUUUUCAAAUGUACUUUCAAUGUUGAUAGGUGUGCUAUCGAAGAUAAAUUUCCUGAUACGAUUAAUGGAAUUGAAGUGGAGCAAUUCUUUAAUAGGAAAGGGGAUAAAAAGACCAUUGAUAAUCUGCAUCUUGAGGCAAAUAAAAUUCCUAGAGUGAUAAAAAAGAUAAAGAUAAAGAAGAGAAUUCCUUUGAAUGUUAAAGAUAAAGAUGAAGUUGUAAAUGGGGCAAGAACUAAGACCGCUCCUUCUGAUAUCUUGCCUCUGAAAGUUGAAGAUAAAGAUGAAUUGGGAGCUUCUAAGAAUGUCUUGCCAAAGAUACUGAUGAGGGCAUCUGAGAACUUUAAAGAUGAAAAUGAAGUCAAUAUUAAGACUGCUUCUUCUGAUAUGUUGCAUCGGAAAGUUGAAAAUAAAGAUGAAUUGAGAACUUGUAAGAAUGUCUAUCCAAAGAUAAUGAUUAGGAUUUCUGAGAAUUUUAGAGAUAAAAAUGAAGCCAAUAUUAAGACUGCUCCUGAUAUGUUGUGUUUGAAAAUUGAAGAUAAAGAUGAAUUGAGAACUUCUGAGAGUUUUAGAGAUAAAAUUGAAGCCAAUUUUAAGACUGCUCCUUCUGAUAUGCUGUGUUUGAAAGUUGAAGAUAAAGAUGAAUUGAGAACCUCUGAGAAUGUCUCGUCCAAGGUGAAGAUAACUUCAGAUGAAUUGAGAACCUCUGAGAAUGUCUCGUCCAAGAUAAAGAUAACUUCAGAUGAAUUGAGAACCUCUGAGAAUGUCUCGUCCAAGAUAAAGAUAACUUCAGAUGAAUUGAGAACCUCUGAGAAUGUCUCGUCCAAGAUAAAGAUAACUUCUGAAGACUUUAGAGAUAAAGAUGGAGCUAAGAUUAAGAUUGGUCCUUCUGAUAGCUUGCAUUGGAAAUCUAAAGAUAAAGAUCAAUUGAAAAUUUCUGUAAAUGUCUCGCCAAAGAUAAAGAUGGGACCUUCUAAAUUUUUUAAAGAUAAAGAUGGGGUUAGGAUUAAGAUUGCUCCUUCUGAUAUGUUGCAUUUGAAAGUUAAAGAUAAAGAUGAAAUGAUAAUUUCGGAGAAUGUAUUGCCAAAAAGAUUCUUAGAUUCUUAUCCAUCUAAAAAGAGGAAAUUCACAGAAGAGAAGUCAGUCAUUGAUCAAAUUAACAACUCCCAAAAGAAAGAGGUAUUUGAUGGGAAGGAAGAAUUUAGACAGGAUGGAAGUGUCAACCAAAACAGGAAAGUUACGGAGGUGACUGAAAGGCCAAAUGCAGAGAAAAGAAAGUGGUUUAAGAAAAUGCCUUGGGAAGGAAGACUACAGAAAGCUCAAGAGUUGGAUACCCUUGUUUUACUGAGUAAUCUGGAUCCAUCCUACACGUCCUAUGAAAUUGAGGAUCUUGUUUGGCAUGCACUCAAAGAAAAGGUUGAGGCAAGGAUGAUAGAGUCGAGCCCGGCUUCCAAUACAUACUAUGGUAGAGCAUUGGUUAUUUUCAGAACAAAAGAUGCAGCUGCAAAUGCAAUAUCCGAGUUGACCAGGAAAUGCCUUGUUCUUGAAGAUGGGAGGGUUGUGACUGCCAGGAAGGGAAGUGUUAGAGAUCCAGUCAAGCAAAGCACAUUCACUGGCCAUCUGACUAUUAGUAGAGCCACGCAACACAAGCAAAGCCGAGAGAUGAGAAAUGCUGUAUCAACAUCACAUUGUUCACAACACAAUACAAUUGAAUACGCAAUGGCUAUUGAAUGGGCACAUCAGUAUGAUAAGUCCGAGGCAUGUUGGAAGGCCUUAUGUGAGAAACAAAUGAAGGAGAUAGAAGCUGUGAAAACUAAACUUAGAACAGACCGGAUAUUUUUUGAAGGCUCAUAG
Molecule: messenger RNA, 2301 nt
Organism: Lathyrus sativus (Indian pea)
Lineage: Eukaryota; Viridiplantae; Streptophyta; Magnoliopsida; Fabales; Fabaceae
Source: the annotation of a GenBank genome assembly